UAGAAACAAUAAAUAAAGAGUGACUCUCAAAGCACGUGCCUUAAAUUCUUUUUAAUUUGUUUUAUUACUCUUCAAGAACUUUGACCGGAGAGAUAGAUAUUGCCGCAACCAUAAAUAUAAAAACCGGCGUAAUUACUCGUACACUCUCAGCAUUUUCUCAUUCAUUUAAUUAUGGCGGUGUUCUCUGCAAAUGUUGUCGAUUAUUUUUCAUUUAAAAAUGGGCCACGAACACGUCAUGUUUAAAUAGUAUACAUUUAUAAACAUUUCUUAGUCCAAAAACAAUAAUUAAACAAUAAAUAGAGAACAAAGUAUUGCAAAAUUUGUAUUACUUUAAUGUAAUAAAAACAAAAAGAGACAGACGUGUAGUGUAGAUUAACCAAAAGUUUACUAAACAAAGCAAUAUUAUACUAUAUUUGAACAUUAACUGGCAUUAACUGAUCACAUUAACUGUCAUAAUGGGAUACGACGAUGUUCUGGCAUAUUUGGGUGAUUUUGGAAAAUAUCAAAAAAUUAUAUAUUUUCUUAUCUGCCUAACAUCUAUAUCUUGUGCAUUUCAUAAACUUGCCGGUGUCUUCCUGUUAGCUAAACCGGAUUUCCGUUGCGUGCUCCCAUUCGAGAAUUCAACAGACCAAACGAAAGUAGAGUAUGAUCUACCAGAAAGUGUUUGGAAAUUGGCGUAUCCAAAAGAUUUGCUGGGUGUAAACUAUCAACCAUGUUCAUAUUUCAAUGUAGAGUACACAUCGGAAUAUUUAAAUCGAAGUGAACCGAUCCCUGCAGCUGAAACCGUGGAGUGUACACAAUUUGUCUAUGAUACGACAAAGUACUUGAAUAGUGCUGUCACCGAAUGGGAUAUGGUAUGCGGCCGAAGUUUCUUAACAGCCACUAGUGAUGCCGUCUUCAUGUUGGGAGUUUUGGUGGGCAGUAUUGUCUUUGGUCAGAUGUCUGAUAAAUAUGGUAGAAAACCUAUAUUUUUCGCGUCGCUGGUAAUUCAGGUGAUAUUUGGAGUAUUGGCUGGUGUAGCUCCAGAAUAUAUAACAUAUACAGCGUCACGCUUUGUAGUGGGUGCCACCACAUCUGGUGUGUUCUUGGUAGCUUAUGUUAUUGCCAUGGAGAUGGUGGGUCCCAGUAAGCGACUGUUUGCUGGUAUCUUUGUUAUGAUGUUUUUCUCGGUGGGUUUCAUGUUGACCGCUUUAUUUGCAUACUUUGUUCAUGAUUGGCGUUGGCUGCAGAUUGCUUUAACAUUGCCCGGUUUAUUAUUCAUGAGCUAUUAUUGGAUUAUACCAGAAUCGGCACGUUGGCUUUUGUCGAAAAACCGAAAAGAAGCUGCAAUAGCAAAUAUACAAAAAGCGGCUCGUUUUAAUAAGGUGACGAUUCCCCUGGAUGUACUAAAUCAGUUACUGGAUGAUAAUACUGAAGAAAAGAAACCCGAACCCGAAGAGACCGAAGUAAAGCAGCCAAGUGUACUGGAUCUCUUACGUUAUCCCAAUUUAAGAAAGAAGACUUUAUUGAUAUUUUUCGAUUGGUUUGUUAAUAGUGGCACGUACUAUGGUCUUUCGUGGAACACGAACAAUCUCGGCGAUAAUGUGCUGCUUAAUUUUGUGAUCUCAGGAGCUGUAGAGAUUCCAGCUUACCUAUUCCUAUUAUUCACACUUAAUAAAUGGGGACGUCGUUCGAUAUUGUGUGGCUGUAUGCUUGCUGCUGGCACAAGUUUACUGCUCACAAUAAUCGUUCCCAGUGAUAUGAAUUGGAUGGUUAUUGCGUUUGCUAUGAUAGGCAAAUUGGCAAUAACAGCAUCAUAUGGCACCAUUUACAUAUUUUCUGCCGAACAGUUUCCAACAGUGGUACGCAAUGUUGGUUUGGGAGCUUCUUCAAUGGUUGCCCGUAUCGGAGGCAUUUUAGCGCCAUUCUUUAAUAUGUUGGCCGAUAUUUGGAGACCGCUGCCACUAAUUAUAUUUGGUGCAAUGGCAUUUGUGGGCGGUUUACUUUCGCUUCUUCUGCCGGAGACCCACGAUAAACCAACACUGGAGACCAUAGCCGAUGGUGAAGAGUUUGGCAAGGCGAGCAAGUCUGCAGACUAUGUGUUAGAAAAUGGCAAAGAACUUAAAAGUUUAGACAAAUCGGAAACCCUUCCUCUAAAAUCCACAACUAACGAUCAAAAUAGUAAAAGCUAAUUACACGUUAAAUUUAUUUACAUACAUAUAUAUUUUUAUUAUUAAAAGUUGUAGUGCAAAUUUCGCCUUCAGCUUGAAGAUGUAUACCAAAUAAAUAAAAUGUGUGUAUGCACGUAUAAAAUAAGAAACUAAAGAAAAAUUUAUUAAAUUAAA
This is a messenger RNA of Calliphora vicina (urban bluebottle blowfly), 2324 nucleotides long. Its product is annotated as organic cation transporter-like protein. NCBI's taxonomy places the organism in Eukaryota, Metazoa, Arthropoda, Insecta, Diptera, Calliphoridae. Gene Ontology annotation, molecular function: transmembrane transporter activity. Gene Ontology annotation, biological process: transmembrane transport. Gene Ontology annotation, cellular component: membrane. The record is from RefSeq and is a predicted model, not a curated record. The transcript has a single exon. The coding region runs from base 456 to 2171 and encodes 571 amino acids.